AUGAAAAUUACAAAGCUUCGGGCAAAACCAAAAAAACUUGAACAAUUAGGUCCAUGUACACCUGAAGUAGCAGCAUUAUUGACUUGUUGGGCCAAUAAUACAAUGAAUUCUUCUGCUUGUAUACAAAAUGUGCAAGCACUUUCUAAUUGCAUGCGUAAUGUGCCAAGAAAAACGAAACCUCCCAAUACUAUCAAUUAUCAUCUUUCAAGACUUGAUUUUCCCAAAUGGUUAUAUGGAAUUAGAAUGCAUAGAUAUGUAAAAAAUUUUGAAAAUAUGAAAUGGGAAGAGAUUGUUGAAUUGGAUUCUGAGGGAUUAGAACAAUUAGGAAUUGAAGAACAUUUUGAUAGGAAAAAAUUGUUAAAAGAAUUUAGAAAUAUUAGAAAUACCAUAUAUGUGUUGUCAUUAUAUGAUAAUAGAAAUGGCGAGGAACCUUUAUAA
This is a messenger RNA of Entrophospora sp. SA101, 438 nucleotides long. NCBI's taxonomy places the organism in Eukaryota, Fungi, Glomeromycota, Glomeromycetes, Entrophosporales, Entrophosporaceae. The record is from the annotation of a GenBank genome assembly.